This is a messenger RNA of Penicillium macrosclerotiorum, 405 nucleotides long. RefSeq names its product Pfs NACHT and Ankyrin domain protein. The record is from RefSeq and is a predicted model, not a curated record. The transcript has 2 exons. The coding region runs from base 1 to 405 and encodes 134 amino acids. Lineage: Eukaryota; Fungi; Ascomycota; Eurotiomycetes; Eurotiales; Aspergillaceae.
AUGCUGGGUUACUGUCCCAGCUUAGUGACAAUUGUUCAUAACGCCGAGAAAGAGUUACACCUCGCCCACCUUUUCGUCAUAUCACGUCUGCUAGCAUUUGCAUCACUAGGACACAUCAACGGGAAUAGUAAAGAGAUCAAGCGGAAAUUCCUGAUAGCACGCUAUGCGGUGAAGAUCUGGACAGCCUAUGCUGCAUUAGCCUAUGGCUCUGGGGAUAUAGUUCAAAUGACACCGAGGUUCCUAGAAACGGAGGAAACAUUUCAACGAUGGACUGGGCUGUAUCAGGCCGAUAGGUAUUGGGAGACUGAACCUGGUCCACCGCGAGGCUCCAAGCUCUAUUAUGCUUGUCUCGAAGGGCUUGUCGGGCCUGCACGAGAUUUUUUUAAAAAAAAGGCCCGGACAUGA